AUGACUGACGCGAACGGAACUGGCAAGGCUAAGAAGAGCCUGGUGCUCAAUGCCUUCGUGGAGAUGUGCAGUGGGCAUCAGUCCCCUGGACUCUGGAGGCAUCCCGAUGACCAGUCGUGGCGCUUCAACGAGAUCAGCCACUGGGUUGAGCUCGCGAAGUUGCUUGAGGAAGCCAAGUUUCACGGCAUCUUCAUCGCCGAUGUUCUAGGCGGUUACGAUGUGUACUCACAGUCUCUGGACCCUGCAAAGAUCUCCGGAGCGCAAUGGCCUGUCAAUGAGCCUCUGGCGCCCGUGGCCGCGAUGGCGGCCGUGACGAAGAGCAUUGGUUUCGGUGUGACGGUGUCGACGACAUAUGAGCAGCCCUACCACUUGGCUAGACGUCUGUCAACAGUCGACCAUCUCAGUGGUGGCCGGACCAAGAGGCAGAUUGUGACCAGCUACUUGGACUCGGCAGCCAAGAACAUGGGUCUCGCUGAACAGCCCCAGCACGACGACAGAUACGCCCAGGCCGAGGAGUACAUCAAGGUCAUGUACAAGCUCUUCGAGUCCUCCUGGCGCGACGACGCCGUCAAGCUCGACCGCAAGUCGGGCGUCUACACCCAGCCCGACCUCGUCCGCAAGAUCAACCACCAAGGCCGCUUCUUCAACGUCCCGGGCCCGCACAUCGUCCAGCCCUCCCCGCAGCGCACGCCUCUCCUCCUGCAGGCCGGCACCUCCAAGGCCGGCAAGCAGUUUGCGGCACAGCACGCCGAGGCCAUCUUCGUCUCGGCCCACGCGCCCGCCGUUUGCGCCAAGAGCAUUGCCGAGAUCAGAGAGAUUGCGCGCACGCAGUACGGACGCGACGGCAACGAUAUCAAGGUUCUCGCGCUCGUGACGCCGAUCCUCGGCAAGACCGAAGAGGAGGCGCAGGCCAAGCUGGCGGACUACCGACAGUACGCCUCGCACGAGGGUGCGCUCGCCUUGUUUGGCGGCUGGACGGGCAUCGACCUCAGCAAGUAUGGCGACGACGAGGAGUUGCGCCAUGUCGAGAGCAAUGCUGUCCGGUCGACGGUUGAGGGCUACGCGAAGUUCUCGCCCGGUACGUCCAAGUGGACAAAGCAUACUAUUGCGGAGCACGUCAGCAUCGGCGGCAACGGACCGAUUUUCGUCGGAACGGCUGCGCAGGUCGCAGACGGUCUAGAGACGUGGAUUGAGGAGGCGGAUGUUGAUGGAUUCAACUUUGCUUAUGCGCUCUUCCCGCAAUCCUUCAAGGACAUUAUUGACCUGCUCAUCCCCGAGCUUCGACGCCGCGGUCUGUUCUGGGACGAUUAUGCCGUGCCAGGCGGAACAUACAGAGAGAACUUUUACCGCAAGAAGGGACAAUCAGGGCCUUUGGACGAACACGUCGCCGCGUCAUACCGGUGGAAGGCGGGUGUGUCGGCGGAAGAGGCAAAGAUUCCCGAGUAG
Colletotrichum truncatum is the source of this 1446-nucleotide messenger RNA. NCBI's taxonomy places the organism in Eukaryota, Fungi, Ascomycota, Sordariomycetes, Glomerellales, Glomerellaceae. The record is from RefSeq and is a predicted model, not a curated record.